AUGGCCUGGAUCAGUAAUAUCUCCUGGUUAAACCACCUUGCUCUACAGGAAGAACGUUUCAGGGGGUACUUAAACAGCACUGAGGAUUACUUAGCCUUCCUAUGUGGGCCCAGACGGAGCCACCUGUUCCUGCCCAUGGCUUUGGUGUACACCCUGAUCUUCAUUGUUGGGGUGGUGGGGAACUUCUUAGUUUGCCUCGUAAUCCUCAAGCACCAGAACAUGAAGACCCCGACCAAUUAUUACCUCUUCAGUCUGGCAGUCUCGGACCUGCUCGUGCUGCUUUUUGGGAUGCCACUGGAAGUCUACGAGAUGUGGAGCAACUACCCCUUCCUGUUCGGGCCCGUUGGCUGCUACCUGAAGACGGCGCUCUUUGAGACGGUGUGCUUUGCCUCCAUCCUCAGCGUGACCACGCUCAGCGUGGAGAGGUACAUCGCCAUCCUCCACCCCUUCCGUGCCAAGCUGAAGAGCACCCGCAGGCGAGCCCUGAGGACCAUCCUGGCGCUCUGGGUCCUCUCUGUCCUCUUUGCCCUCCCCAACACAGGCACCCAUGGCAUCAUGCUGCAGCAUUUCCCCAACGGCACCUUGGUCCCGGGCUCUGCUACCUGCACUGUGGUCAUGCCCUUGUGGAUCUACAACUGUAUUGUCCAGAUUACUUCUCUUCUCUUCUAUGCGCUGCCCAUGGGGGUAAUAAGUGUGCUGUACUAUCUGAUGGGGCUAAGAUUGAAAGGAGAUGAAACUUUGGAAGUAGAGGAAAUGGCUGUGAAUGUUCAGAGACCAUCCAGGAAAUCAGUCACAAAGAUGUUGUUUGUCCUCGUGAUAGUUUUUGCUAUCUGCUGGGCUCCAUUCCAUAUAGAUCGACUUUUCUUCAGUUUUGUUGUGGAAUGGACUGAGCCUUUGGCUAACACAUUCAACUUAAUUCAUGUGGUGUCAGGUGUUUUCUUCUAUCUGAGCUCUGCCACGAACCCCAUCAUUUACAACCUGUUGUCCCAGCGCUUCAGGAUGGCUUUCCUCAGUGUGAUUUCUCCUUGCUGCAAGCACUGGGCCCCUGAACAUCCCACUUGCAAGAUUUCUGCCCAGAAGAGCAUGUUUGUGAUUGAGGGUCACAAUCUCAUGGACUCUGCUGAAUACAUGAGUGCCCCUGGCACACACAGGACAUCUGUCAGCAGUUCUCAGCUCUCCACUGGUCUGUGACUUUCCAUGUGAUGAUCCAGUGGAGCCUUGUGGUUGUGCUUCAGCAGAUUUCACACCUGCCUGUACCAGGUGGAUUGCAAAGUCAGAGAUCUACAUGGAUCCAGGAAAAAGCCUGGACAACACUGACAACACAGGGAACUGGGGCAAACCUAAUACAAAGGUAAUAAAAACGGGAAUUUUGCAGUGAUACUACAAC
Molecule: messenger RNA, 1387 nt
Organism: Pseudopipra pipra
Lineage: Eukaryota; Metazoa; Chordata; Aves; Passeriformes; Pipridae
Gene: NMUR2
Product: neuromedin U receptor 2
Exons: 5
Coding region: 1-1191 (396 amino acids)
Biological process (GO): neuropeptide signaling pathway
Cellular component (GO): plasma membrane
Molecular function (GO): neuromedin U receptor activity
Source: RefSeq, a predicted model, not a curated record